AUGACUGGAUGGUUUUUGAAGACUGCCAACUGGAAGAGCUCACCUUUCAUACACAUGAAUGCACGGAGCAAACGUCGCGGCUCUUCAUUAUGCUUCAUUAUGCUGUGGAUGCUUGUGUUACCCAACCUCUGGAUAAUAUGCAGCGGCAGUAUUCAGAAACACGUUCUCCUGCCAGGGUUCAGUGGCUCAGAAAUGGAUUACAUUGAUAACAAUGGAAUAUUUCUGCUCUCUAAUGGAACGGUGUUUGGCUUUGGUUUUGCCAGCAGCAGUGCGUCAGAGAGCACAUCCUACCUUCUUCAAGUGCUCCACCUGGGCACCAAUACCGUCAUCUGGACUGCGAAUGCUAACUCUCCUGUUUUGCAUUCGGAUAGCUUUGAGUUUGACAAGGAUGGCAAGGCCUACCUGCAGUCUGCAGGCUCCAGUGUCUGGACUGCCAAUAUCUCUGGCAAAGCCUCCUCUAUGCAGCUGCUGGACUCCGGCAAUCUUGUAGUGCUCGGCGAAGAUAGCUCUUCUCCUCUGUGGCAGAGUUUCAGCUAUCCAACAAACACACUUCUGUCUGGCCAAAGCUUCAGUGAUGGUAUGACACUUGUGAGCCAUUCCACCCAAAAGAACAUGACACAUACACUUCAAAUCAAAUCCGGGGACAUGAUGUUGUACGCAGGCUUCCAGAACCCCCAACCAUACUGGUCCGCACUGCAGGAUAAUAGGCUGAUCGUUAACAAGGAUGGCGCCAUCUACUCUGCGAGUCUCAAUGCAACUUCUUGGUACUUCUAUGAUAAAUCAGGGUCUCUUCUAUCACAGUUCGUCAUAACGCAGCAGGGUGAUGCCAACACCACUUUAGCUGCUGUCCUCGAUGAGGAUGGGUCGAUCGCCUUCUAUAUGCUGCAGAGUGCGAAUGGCAAGACUAAUCUGCCAACCCCAAUCCCACAAGACUCGUGUGACACGCCAACCCACUGCAAACCAUACUCUAUUUGCAAUAGUGGGACAGGAUGCCAAUGCCCUUCAGUCCUCGGCUCCUCUCCAAACUGUGACCCUGGUCUCACAUCAUCUUGUAAAUCAAAAGAGGCGUUUCAGCUGGCUCAACUGGAAAGUGGAGUUGAAUAUAUCGGUACGAGCUUCACCUCACCUGUGGCUAAGACAAACAUCACAGGUUGCAAGAAUACUUGCAUGGGAAAUUGCUCAUGCAUCGCCGUCUUCUUUGACCAAAAAACAGGCAAUUGCUUCAUUUUUGACCAGAUUGGUAGCUUGCAGCAGGAAGGUGGAAAUAAAACUAAUUUUUCAUCUUUCAUCAAGGUAUCUAGCAGUGGCUCAGGGCAAGCUGGGAGUGGCAGUGGCGGUGGAAACCACAAUAUCAUUAUUGUUGUCAUUAUAGUUGGAACUUUGGCUGUCAUCGGUGGCCUCAUUUAUGUCGGUUUCUUCAUUUAUAGGAGGAAGAGGUAUCCUCCGUCCUCACAAGAUGAGGCUGGUUCAUCGGAGGACGAUGGAUAUCUGCAGACAAUAUCUGGAGCACCAGUGCGGUUCACUUACAGGGAGCUCCAGGAUGCAACAAACAACUUCUCUAACAAGCUUGGCCAAGGAGGAUUUGGAUCUGUAUAUCUGGGAACACUCCCAGAUGGCAGUCGCAUCGCUGUAAAGAAGCUGGAGGGAAUAGGUCAAGGGAGGAAAGAGUUCCGCUCCGAGGUGACAAUAAUUGGCAGCAUCCACCACAUCCAUCUAGUUAAACUCCGAGGCUUCUGUGCUGAGGAUUCACACAGGCUUCUUGCAUAUGAAUACAUGGCGAAAGGGUCACUUGAAAGGUGGAUCUUCCGUACCAAGGAGGAUGAUCCCCUUUUGGACUGGGAUACAAGGUUUAAUAUUGCACUUGGAGCAGCAAAGGGAUUGGCAUACCUCCAUCAAGACUGUGAAUCGAAGAUCAUUCAUUGCGACAUCAAGCCUGAGAAUUUCCUGCUUGAUGACAACUUCCUUGUGAAGGUAUCUGACUUUGGCCUUGCCAAGUUGAUGAGCAGGGAGCAGAGCCAUGUUUUUACGACGAUGAGAGGCACGCGGGGCUACCUCGCGCCCGAGUGGAUCACCAACUACGCCAUCUCAGAGAAGAGCGACGUAUACAGCUACGGGAUGGUUCUGCUUGAGAUUAUCAGCGGGAGGAAAAACUUUGACCCCGUGGAAGGCUCAGAAAAGGCCCAUUUCCCGUCCUUCGCUUUCAAGAAGCUGGAGGAGGGCGAUCUUCGCGAGAUCCUUGACGCCAAGCUGAUGUACAACGACAAGGAUGAGCGACUGGAAAUCGCGAUCAAGGUUGCUCUGUGGUGCAUCCAGGAGGAUUUCUACCAGAGACCGUCCAUGUCGAAGGUGGUUCAGAUGCUCGAGUGCGUCUGCGACGUGCCCCAGCCACCGAUAUCCUCACAGAUCGGAUAUAGGCUCUAUGCGAAUGCCCUCAAAUCGAGCAGCGAGGAGGGCAUGUCGUCGGGUAUGUCGGACUACAACAGUGAGGCUCUGCUUUCAGCAGUGCGGCUCUCUGGUCCUAGAUGA
Triticum turgidum subsp. durum (durum wheat) is the source of this 2526-nucleotide messenger RNA. The record is from the annotation of a GenBank genome assembly. NCBI's taxonomy places the organism in Eukaryota, Viridiplantae, Streptophyta, Magnoliopsida, Poales, Poaceae.